UGGUUCGUUAUUUUGUCCUCUAAAAUUUCCAUUUCAAGGGUCGUUCAACUCAAUUAAAGCUUUUAGUUUCAGUCAUUGCGGGAGCGGGCGAUGCGUUAGACCCAAGACCGUCAUUCCGAACUGCGCCCAGGUACUACAAUAUAAAAUGGAGCCCAUAUUCGCUACCCUCCCAGGACCUACCCCGUCUAGUAUUCACACACUUCACUCUAGUCACACAGUUCUCUUUCUUGACAACUACAGUCCGCGUCCGCGUCCAGCUAUAAUAGAACUGGCUAGGAUAACACCAUUACCUCCCCCCAACACAGAGACUACCACAAUGCCCGGCAAGCACGUCCGUUUCCACGAGGAAAACAUCUUCUACUCUCCUGCAUGUACCCCUUCACCGUCUCUCUCAGACUCGUCGUUACCAUCAUCAAGUGGUCCAACGACGCCCCCACAGAGGGAGUUCAUGAACCUAGGCCCCGUCGCAAUUAAUCCUAUUAUCGCAUACCACCCCUACAUCUUCCCCAUUAACUACGACGUCUCCUACACGCCCAACACCGCCGCCGCUAACAUUCCAAGCAUCCCCAUUCAGGCUGCCACCACCCCACCCAUUCCCGUCAUCAUCCUCCAAAACGACCUCCUCCCAUGGCGUUGCGAAAUUCGCGCGUCGACGCGUCCCUUCGUCACCGUCGAGGACGUCCUAUACCAGCUCUACCGCUUCCUCCGUACACCGGGGACGCGUGACGAGUUCAAAGCAGUUCCCAGCCAGCACGUACGGGAUGCCAUUGCGGACACAUACCGCAACCGGUGUUUGCGUGCCACAUCAGCUGAGCAGUACGCUGAGGAGCAGCGCAAGGGGUUGAAGCGGGUGGAUUUCUUAAUGGGGCGCACUACGUUCAUGGGGCUGUCCAGCACAAAAUUGGGUCCAGAUGCUUGGGUGCUAAACCUCCAAUGAGCAAACGCCGUUGUACUAGCACAGGAGGCCGGAGAGACGGAGGAGCGACGACGACGACGACGCAGGCGGCAGCGGUAUCAUUCAUUAUCCAUAUCCAUAUCCAUACACCCACAACCACGCACGACACGGACGCAUUUCAAAAGCAGAUAUCGACGACAACUGGAACUCACUAAUGGACGCUGUGUGUAAUUUUAUCAUAUAUAACAAAAACCACGUAUCCGUUUCCUUAUUCAUAUCAUAUAUACCUUACUCUCUCUCUCUUCGUCUUCGUAUUUUUCCCUUGACCAUUGUUGUAGAGUUACUGUACCCACUCCGUUUUCGCUUCUUUUUUUUUCUUGGUCGUUGUUCGUCGAUAUCGCACCCUUGUUGUAAUGUAGAGCACACCUGUAGAUCCAUAUAUGUCAUGAUAUUGACGAUGAUUAAUCGUUUGCAACUUU
Suillus paluster is the source of this 1374-nucleotide messenger RNA. RefSeq lists its product as uncharacterized. The record is from RefSeq and is a predicted model, not a curated record. The transcript has 2 exons. The coding region runs from base 146 to 937 and encodes 263 amino acids. NCBI's taxonomy places the organism in Eukaryota, Fungi, Basidiomycota, Agaricomycetes, Boletales, Suillaceae.